AUGGCGAUCAAGUCAUCCGUCCUCGCGGCCUACUUGGCUCUUUUUGGUUCGACUCUGGCGCAGAGCGUUGACGGUUCACAGUAUAAUAACCCAACUGCUGGUCCUCCUGCCAGCUUCUUUGCAGCUGCAACCACCGUCCCUGUUGCUGCGUUGCAGAGUGCUGCUGCAAAGGCUAGCACGGCGGCCAAGGAUGCAACUUACCCUAUCAAUUCGGACGGUGGAGCCCCCAAAGUUACUAUCCACGGCGACUGGUCUAGCUUCAGCGAGGGCGCUGCAUUCGUUUGGGUGGCAGACAUGGAUGUGGACUGUGACGGCCUUGACUAUAAGUGCAAGGGCAACCCUGACGGCCAGCCUGGCACCAACUUCGGUGCUCUGGCCGCCUACGAGGUUCCAUUCUUUGUGAUCCCUGACAAGUUCGGCACCACCUACCAGAACAUCCUUCCCGGCAACAACGUCGGCGCAGUCAUUUGCAAUGGCAAAAUGUUCUAUGGUAUCUACGGCGAUUCAGACGGUGAUACUCCGCAAGCUAUCGGGGAAGCCUCUUGGUUAAUGGCUCGCACCUGUUUCCCAAAUGAUGACCUGAACGGUAACAGUGGCCACGGUGCUGUCGAUGUCACCUAUAUCCUCUUCACCGGCAGCGACGCGGUCCUCCCGAGCAGCGCGCUGAACAAAAACUACGUUACUAACUUCAGCACCCUCCGGUCCAUGGGCGACAAGCUGAUCACCGCACUGGCAAAGAAUCUCAACCUCGUCUCUGGCGGGGGUUCGUCUACGUCUACCACUUUGACUACGCAGGUAUCUACCACUACUAGCAGUGGUACUGGUUCUACUGGAACCUCGUGCUCAUGGGCUGGUCACUGUAUUGGAAGCUCUUGCUCUUCUGAUAGCGACUGCUCUGAUAAUCUAGUUUGCACGAGUGGAAAAUGUGCUUCGUCGGGAUCUUCUGGUGGAUCUUCUGGUGGAUCUUGCUCGUGGGCUGGACAUUGUGCCGGUGCUUCUUGCUCUUCGGGUGAUGAUUGCUCGGAUGCGUUGGUCUGCAGCAGUGGCAAGUGUGCUAGUGCUUGA
Messenger RNA from Penicillium daleae, 1065 nucleotides. RefSeq names its product glycoside hydrolase family 75 protein. The record is from RefSeq and is a predicted model, not a curated record. Gene Ontology annotation, molecular function: chitosanase activity. The coding region runs from base 1 to 1065 and encodes 354 amino acids. The transcript is spliced from 7 exons. NCBI's taxonomy places the organism in Eukaryota, Fungi, Ascomycota, Eurotiomycetes, Eurotiales, Aspergillaceae.